Anoplopoma fimbria (sablefish) is the source of this 2410-nucleotide messenger RNA. RefSeq names its product zinc finger protein 253-like. Bases 95 to 1762 code for a protein of 555 amino acids. Gene Ontology annotation, cellular component: nucleus. Gene Ontology annotation, molecular function: RNA polymerase II transcription regulatory region sequence-specific DNA binding; DNA-binding transcription factor activity, RNA polymerase II-specific. Lineage: Eukaryota; Metazoa; Chordata; Actinopteri; Perciformes; Anoplopomatidae. The record is from RefSeq and is a predicted model, not a curated record. The transcript is spliced from 5 exons. Gene Ontology annotation, biological process: regulation of transcription by RNA polymerase II.
GGAGACAUCUACGUCACUUCCUCUACCCGCACUGUUGGCGCCGGACGUUGUUUAAGCUAAGCUAGUCGGCUGCUAAGUGCAGGAAUUCUCAAAUAUGGCCGCUUUAACCACUUUUAAAGAAGAACUCCGGCUCAUCGUGAGCGGCCUCGCCCGGGCGGUGCUAGCGGCGGCGGAGGAACCCCGGAACCCCGGAACCGAGGAAAAACUCAGCACUCUGGUGAACAGUUUGUGUGUCGAAGCUGUGCAUCAAAUCCUGAAGAUGGUUGAGCCUCGAGAAGACCUGAAGGAUCCACCAGGAUACCCAAAGGAUCCACCAGGAGACCUGAAGGAUCCACCAGGAGACCCGAAGGAUCCACCAGGAGACCACAAGGAUCCACAAGGAGACCUGAAGGAUCCAGCUGAGUCUUACAGGAGCAGUGAAUGUUUAAAGAAGAAGACAGAAGGUGGAGAAGGUGGAGGCGAGCGCCCCCUCACAGGACAGACCUACAUCCUGGUUUACGGGAGCGCUGCUGUCCACUCCAAGGGUCUGCUGCUGUCACUGCAGGGCCAUGCUAAUGCUAAUGCUAAUGCUAACGGUGAAAACAGAACCUCCCCCCCUCCCCCGCAGAACGAUGUCCCCGACCACGAGUAUGCUCGUCCGCCGCCAGGCACCGCCUCGUCAGUGGAGGGCGGAGUCUCGGCAGCACGCGGCAGGAAACAGCGCUGUGGCGGGCGGCGGAGAAAGACCCCCGACGCGUCUCAGACGACAGAAAGUCCCUGCCGGUGUUCACGGUGCGGGAUGCUGUUUCCAACCAGCCAGCGCCUCUCAGACCACCAGAGGAAGUCUCACCCCGUGUGCUCGGUGUGCGGGGCGGUGUUCGCUGGCGUCCUGAGACUCCGCGAGCACACCACCAAAGAGCACGGGCUGCUGCCCUACACCUGCGACUACUGCCCCAAGAGGUUCAACCACAAGGCUCACCGCGACCUGCACGUGAAGGCGCGGCACACCGGCGAGAAGACCUGCCACUGCGACGUCUGCGGGAAGGGCUACUCCGGCGCCAGCACGCUGAAGACACACCGGACCACGCACUUCGAGAAGACGUUCGUCUGCGACGUCUGCGGGAGGAGCUUCUACCACGGCGGCCACCUGACGCGACACAAGCUGGUGCACCGUGAGGUGCGUCCGUACCGCUGCUCCACCUGCGGGAAGGGCUUCACCCAGGCCGCCAACCUGCGCAGCCACCAGGCCGUGCACACGGGAGAGCGGGCGCUGUGCUCCGUCUGCGGCAAGAGCGUCCGCUGCCUGAAGAGCCACGUCCUCAGCAAGCACUCGCACGAGCUGCCCGCCGACGAGCUCACGGCCACGGACGCCGUCUUCACCUGCGAGGUGUGCGGCAAGAAGUUCCCCCACCCGUCGCAGUUUAUGAUCCACCAGAGGAGCCACACGGGGGAGAAACCGUUCCACUGCGACGUCUGCGGGAAGAGCUACAGCAUGAAGCAGCAGCUGAGGGAGCACAGGUACACCCACACCGGAGAGAAACCCUACAGGUGCACCUUCUGCUCCAAGACCUUCAGCCUGGCCACCAGCUUCAUGAGGCACCGCAGCAUCCACAGCGGGGAGACACCCUACAGCUGCAGCGCCUGUGGGAAACACUUCCGCCUGCUCACCUUCCUGAAAGCUCACCUGCAGACCAAAGCUCACCUGAGGCAGACGCAGACGGUGACCUCUGACCUCACAUCAGAUUCGCUACACGGUCAAAAGUAUGUGGACACCCCCAUGUGAGAUAUAACAUAAACAUAACAAUUGUAUUUGGUGCAGUGUCCCUUUAACAGAGGAAUGAACAGGAUGAGAUGAUGUUUUUCUCUUCUAGCAGAUCAACAAUCAGCCAUCAGGAUCAUUAAAGGUGAUUAAAUCUAUUGUACACACACAAAGGUGGGAUUAACUGUGGUAUACAUCCUUUAAUCUAACCUCUGGUCUGCACAAAAGCACACAAACAGAGUGAGUGUCUCUGCUGGAUUACAGGGACCAGCAUCAAUUAUCAUGUGAUGGCAGUAAAGUGGGAAUUAUGAGCGAUUAUGCUGCAACAGAUUAAAGUAUCUGAUGGAAACACGGCAGAUCUGAGGUCAGAGGUCACUGAACAGCAGCAGCAUAACAAACAUCUGAUCACAACUGUUUCAUGUUUUUGUUAUGACGUCAAAUAAUACGGCAUAACAACUCAUAUUCAUACUUCAGUUUGUGUUCAGAGUAAAAACACAUGUGAAUCUGAGGUCUGCAGGUGAGAAAUGUGUAUUUAUUGUGUAUUUAAAGUCACAUGAACAACGCUCAUUAAAUUAUUUAUUUAUUUAUUAUUUAUGAAUUCAAUUAAAUCGUUUUUUUUGUGAUCAUGGUUUUCAAAGAUAACAUGGUAUGAUUUAUGAACAAACAAUGUGA